AUGACUCAAAUCGUCGAGCUCGGGUGGAUCCCUGUCAAACAGGAUUACGAGGAUUCUCCCGCCACCAAGUCUAUCAAGGAACUGCACUCGAAGGUCAUCGGCAACUCCGAUCUCGUAGGCCAAUGGGAAGGCGUCCAGGGUCCCGGAGGACUGGAUGGUAGCUCGGUCAAGAGCGUCCACUUGGCUGCAGUCUGGACUUCCGUCGAAGCUGCAGAUGCCGCGAAACGAUCCCCAGAUGGUCUGGAGAUGAGGAAAUUGUGGGGUCAAGUCAUUGAGAUGUCCAGCCCUUCAGGCCCUGUACUACCCUGGACAGGAUAUUUCAACUUGGGUGGCGGGGACUUCGCGAAAGUCGCUGCAUCAAAUGUUAUGCUUCUGACUGGGUCGUAUCUGCCAGUUGACGCCGACACCGCGGCGUUCGAGGAGAAGUGGCAGUCGCUGAUGCGUGCCCAGGCAAGUUCGGGUGGUGUCACAGCUGGUUUCUUAGCCGGCGUGCAUGGAUGGUCUGUAGGAGAAGUUGUCUACAAGGGCGAGAAGAAAAAGGCAUUCAUGGUUGUGACCGGAUGGGAUAGCGAGGAAAGCGUGAAGGCGGCGAUCGGUGGAGACAAAAGAGCGAAGUUUGAAGAAGCGCUGAAGGAUUUCAACAUUCAGCAACAGGAACAUUAA
Colletotrichum aenigma is the source of this 663-nucleotide messenger RNA. RefSeq lists its product as uncharacterized. The record is from RefSeq and is a predicted model, not a curated record. NCBI's taxonomy places the organism in Eukaryota, Fungi, Ascomycota, Sordariomycetes, Glomerellales, Glomerellaceae. The transcript has 3 exons. Bases 1 to 663 code for a protein of 220 amino acids.